UUUUUUAAUUUGACUGCAAACGCGGUAUACACGUGCAGCAUAGUGCUGCUUCUAGAGACACGGCGGGAGCGCAUGAUAAUAGCACGUGACAGUCCCGGCUAGAAUUCUUCCCUUUUUUUUAAAAAAAAUCUCUCGUCUGUCCUGUCUCGUGAGCUUCUUUCCGCGUGCCCGUUAAGGCCGAGUGGGCGCAUGCUCGCCCUCGCGCGUGUCUUACUAUAAUACGGCAGCGCGCCGUAAAAAAAAAAAAAAAAAAAAAAACAACACAGCGGCGCAUACAUGCGGAUGGCAGUGGCUGGGAAAUAAGGCAAAGAAAGGAAAGCCACCCACUUUGCAAAAUUGUUGGUUCAGUGGGAGAAGCAGACGACAUCUGGCAAAGAACAGAGAUGGCUUCUCUAAGCCUGGGGCUGCAUCUUUCUCGAAAGAAGGGGAUAGCGAGGAACGCUGCAGUAGAAAGGAAAAACCUGAUUACUGUGUGCAGGUUUUCGGUGAAGACACUUAUUGAUCGUUCCUGUUUUGACACCAUUGACGACUCGUCUCCAGAAUUCACAAAUUUUGUAUCGAUAUUAGAACAGAUUCUGACACACCGACUGAAAGGACAGAUCAAUUGGUUUGGCUAUGAAAGCCCACGCAGUUUUUGGGACUUCAUCAGGGUGGCUUGUAACAAGGUGCCUCAUAAUUGUAUCAGCAGUAUAGAAAAUAUGGAAAAUGUCAGCUCCUCAAGGGCCAAGGGCCGAGCAUGGCUCAGAGUAGCACUAAUGGAAAAACGUCUUUCUGAAUACAUUUCGGCUUCACUGAGAGAUUUCAGGACAACAAGGAGGUUUUAUGAAGAAGGAGCAGUUGUACUGGGAGAGGAAGCCCACAUGCUUGCAGAUAUGCUAAUUGGGCUCAAUGCAAUUGAUUUCAGUUUCUGCCUGAAAGGAGAAAUCUUAGAUGGUAACUGUCCAGCUGUUAUUGACUACACUCCCUAUCUGAAGUUCACACAAAGCUCAGACAGCAUCAGCAGUGAUGAAGAAGAGCUGCGAACAUUAGGAAGCAGUGGGAGUGAGAGCAGCACACCAGAGAACAUGGGGCCAUCCCACAUCAUGGAUGAGAGCAGCUGGUAUAGCAAGUGCAAAAGGAUUGAACAAAAAUAUCGAUUAGCCUUGGAGCAAAAGGGUUACUUGGAAGAACUGGUGCGCCUUCGAGAAACCCAGCUGUCAGAAUCUGUCUCUCAGAACAAAGCACUUCUCAAGAGAUUGGAGGACACACAAGUGACACACAAGCUCGAAAAGGAGCAACUUGAGUACAUUGUCAUUGAGCUACAGGAUCAAUUGACUGUAUUAAAGAACCAUGACCUGAGGUCAAGACAAGAGUUAAAAGCCCAUCUAACAAACCAGUGGCCUUCCCCGGGGGCUCUGGACUCCAGUGCUGUUGCCUUGGAUACACUGUUCUACAGAAAGCGUGCAGGGCAGUGGGAAGAGAAGAGCUUCCACAGCCUGGAGCAGCUGUCAGCAGAAAUUAGUUUAUCUCAGACCUCACUUGACCCAACUCACUUACAAGACAUAGAUGGAAAACUUGAAGGUUCAAGCUCACGAAGUGAAGGCAAGGAAGACACUCCUUCUUUAUUGGGUUUGUGUGGCUCUUUGACAUCGGUGGCUAGCUACAAGUCGCUAGCCAGUCUUAAGUCAAGCGAAUGUCUAGCAAGUCCCACUACAGAGAUGACGAGCCCCGGCCUCACGCCUUCAUGAUAACUUCAGCACAUCGGGAAGAAGAUGAAUGUACACGCUACUCCUACAUUCCGCCAAGCCAUUUGCCAAAAUAUAUGAGAAAUAAUGUUACAAGGCUUCCUAGAGGCGUCACUUGCGAUAUUACACCUGGUGAGCACUGGACUUAAUGAGACAUUUGAAAUAUUAUGAAGAAAGCUUAUGAACUUUGUACAGCGUACUGGUGUUGGGAAUAAAAGGCAGCGUCCACAUGAGGGGUUUUCUCUGUGUCUUCUUAUGCAUCAUUGAGGGAAUCCGUGUGUGGCUACUUCUCGUUUGGUAUAGUUUUAUCAUGAAUGCAAUAAAUUAAAUGCUAUUUUUGUACCUUCAGUCAAAUUGUACUCACAAGCCACCAGUUGCUCUGCUGCCAUUGAAUGCAACUGUUGAUUUGCAAUAUACAGUAUAAUGUAUUUUCACUUUGGCUUCAAAGAAAAAUCUAUCCUUGAUCAUAAAUACAAGUCAGUUAACUGAUAAGACAUGACAAAUGUCAGAUAUGUGUAAGUCUGUCAUUGGUUAAAGUCAAUUAAAAUGAUAUCACACUUUGCCACAAGUAUUUCCAUUCACCUUUGUUUAUUUUAGAAGCAUUUGUCUUUGCUCUUAUCAGCCAGAUAACUUACAACAGUCAGUCAUCUUUGAAUGCGGAAAGUCUAAACUAAUUCAUUCUACAUGAGACAUUCACACCUUAAAAACCCUUUUUAUGUUUUCAUCAGUUCAACACGCGUUUUAAUCCCAUCGGCCGUGUUCUUGACCCAUCAUGCAUUGAGUGAGCUGUCUUGAAUGUACUCAGAGAGAUGACAUCUUGGAACGUAUGAGAGUGGAAACAGUUUGCUUUUGCUCCCAAGUUUAUUUUUUACGGAAGCUGAAGACAUUUUUUUUUGUUGUUGUUGUUUUAACUAGCAUCAUAUAGCAACAUUUUUAAUAAGAUUUUAAAAUGUAUGAAUCAAUCCGUGGCACACAGUCAAAGCAAGUAGUAGAGUUACGGGCACCAUUUUAAAGUAAAUGGCACUAUUGCGUUAGAUCGUACAUUUUUGGGAAGAUGAUUGAUAAAGAUCCAAUUAUUUUCUAAUUAAUUUUCUUUUAUUGUCCAGUGUUGUCAAUAAUUUGUACAUUAUAUCUAUUCUGGCUUUUGUGUUUUAACAUAAAAUUAUUUUAUAAAAUCAAAGUUAGCCAUUUUCAGUAAUUGAUAAUAAUAAUAAUAAUUAAAGUGAAGAGGUAUGUUGCUAUGAAGAAAAGUGCUGGCUUACUCACUGCCCCAAAUAGUAUAUGGCAGGUGUUAUAUGGAAUGGAAGAUCCAUUCAUUGUAUAAAAUGGGGCAAUCCAAAUAUAGGACCAUGGGGGGCUGAGGCCUACUCCAGGGAUAUUGAAUGUAAGGCAGAAACUAACCCUGGAGGAGACGCCAAUCCACACUGAUCAACAGUGGGGACAAUCCAUAGUUGCCCAAUAACUUCACCAUCUUUGGAAUGUGUGAGGAAACAUUGAGAAUCGCUAGAAGAACACACACAGACACUUGGAGAACAUGAAAGCUUUCCACUGACAGUGGCUGGGUCGGCAUUUGAGCUCAGGCUCCUGUAGCUGUCAGGCAGCAUCACUAACCACUGUGCCACCAUACCGUCCCUCAGCACCGUUGUCCAAGUCAAAAUAUCCUGUAAAGGUUUGUUUCUUGUUUUUAUCAUAUGCCAUUCUCAAAAGAUGUCAUUAUUUGCUUUACAUUCUGUAUUAUUAGUUCAUUUAUAGUAAAUGUGAACCAAGACUUGGUUGAACUAUAUUGAGUUGGUCUCUUGGUCCGUUAAAGAAACCUUCUCCUAUCUGUUUGUAUUGUGUCACAUCUGAAUCAUGCUACUGUGAGCCUGCAGAGGAAAACAUACAAUUAAAAUUGUAACUCAAAUAAAAUAAAGAAAGAAGAAAAAAGCA
Molecule: messenger RNA, 3653 nt
Organism: Erpetoichthys calabaricus (reedfish)
Lineage: Eukaryota; Metazoa; Chordata; Cladistia; Polypteriformes; Polypteridae
Gene: rundc3b
Product: RUN domain containing 3b
Exons: 11
Coding region: 384-1727 (447 amino acids)
Source: RefSeq, a predicted model, not a curated record